Molecule: messenger RNA, 3092 nt
Organism: Paramecium octaurelia
Lineage: Eukaryota; Ciliophora; Oligohymenophorea; Peniculida; Parameciidae
Source: the annotation of a GenBank genome assembly
AUGCUAAACACAGAAAUCCCUAAUCCUUAAAAAAUUGAAGAAGCCUUUAACAUAAUUAUGAAUUCCAAAAAUCAAUAGAUUGGUAAAGAAGCAGAUACGUAUUUGAGAAAGUUGGAAUAAAAUUAUCCAUACAUUUUAAUAUCAUUAUUUCAGAUCUUUGAGAACAGUUAGGUAAAACUUCUAGAUAUACUAUUUCAAAGGUAUAUCUAAAUAAAUUCUAAGCAUUGUUGCUAAUAAAGAAUGUUAUUGUGAGAAAUUGGGUCAAAUUUUAAAUGAAAGACAAUCUAAGAUUAUCAAAUAUCUCAGAGGAUUUAAAGACUCAUGUAAAGGAUAAAAUUUUGCAAUUUUUGGGGGUUGUUUAAGAUGAAAAAUUUAAGAAAGAAAUCAAUUUGAUUAUCUCUGUAAUAGCUAAGCAUGAUUUUCCAAAUAAGUUUUAAGGAUUAGUUAAUUACUUUGUUUAAGGUCUUUAAACUAUAAUCUAAAGUGGAUCCACUAAUUGCGCAUUGACUUAUGAUUUAGUUUGCUCUCUCAAAGUAGUUUAAUCGAGUGUAAUUUAAAAUAGAAAUAGUAAUUAAAAUAGAUUUAUUUUUAGCUGCCUUUAGAAUUUAAUAAGGAUAAUUCUCUUAGGCAAUUUGGAAUAAUCUAUUGCUUCUUUGGAAGAAUAUCACUUAGACUUAAUAGCAAGAAUUAUAAUAAAAUGUAAAUAACUAUUCUUUUGUCAACAACAUCUCAAAAAAGUUGGAUAGAUUGUUAUCAUUGUCAAUUAUGUCUCUAAACUAAGAAUAAGAUUAGUAAUUAUAUAUUUAUCUAAAUUUAGAGAAAAAAUACAGUUAGUAUUUAUGUUGUUGUUGGAGAAAACAGUAUAUCUCCUAAAAAAUGUAUAAAAGCAAAAGUUAUUAUAACCAAAUCUAAAAACUUUGAUUCAUAGCUUAGGUAAUAUUCAAAAUCUUUUUUCACUUAAUAUCAUCUAAGGGUUUUCAGAUUACUUACUAUUAUUAAAAUUAAUAAUUUAGAAUGAAUGGGAUGACAAAAGAGUUUUAAGGACUGGAUUAAUUGGAAUCGUCAAGACUCUUAAAUCCUUAUUCUUUUUAAGGGAAGAGCAAUUUUAUAAUAAGAAACUUCAAGAAGCAAAGUCAGAGUAGAGUAGAUAAUUAAUUCAACUGGCAAGUUAGCUUUUUAAUUCGUUCUUUUAAGAAAAUAUGUAAUUCUUAAUUGAAUAACUCAUAAAAAUUGCCUCAAUCCCCGCUGAUCUAAGUGAUGAAGAAUUAAUUGAACAAGAAGAAGACUUAACAAUUGAUGAUGCAAAAAAUGAAAUGCAAUGUCCAAUAUUUACUAUUUGUUUAAUAUGUCAUGAUUAAUUGAUGUUAAGAUUUCCAGAAUUAUUCAUUCAAAAAAUUACCUAAAUUAUGUAGUAAUUAAUAAAUAGUAACUUUAAUGCAAGCUAAUAAAUAUUGGAGAGCUUUUUUGCAAUCUUAGGAUCCAUUCCCAAGAUAACUACUAAAUUAAAGGUAUAGCCAAUAUAAAUUCAACCUAUUUUAUAAUAUUUAAUAUCGACAAACACAAUUCAAAGUUAGAGAAGGUUUGCAUUCUUGUGUAGAAAUUAUAGCAAUUAUUUUACUGAUUCUGAAUUGCCUUAAAUUUUAGAAUAUGCCAGAUUGUUACUAAGCAACUCAUAAGAUUAAAUAGUUUAGUAUUAAACUUUAAUGUGCAUUAAGAAAAUCAUUAUUUGUAUGGGUCAAAACUUUGAUUAUAGAAAUAGCUAAUUUUUUGAAUAGAUUGCCCCUGUGAUUGUUAAAUUGUUAUGCAAUCUCUAAAAAUCCAAUAUUUUAUGGCCUUUGCUAUAGCUAUUAGAAAAUCUCAUUUAAAAGUAUUCUGAAAUAAAUGUAAAUUCUAUGUAAAUUUUGGUUAAAGUAAUUGAAAAUUCAGACAUCAUUUUAUUAAUGAAAACUAAAUCCUAGUUACUUGUUGGAGCAUUAUGUGAUAUGUUUUUCGCUUUGUUUGUUUCCUUUCCUUUAGGAUCAAAUUUAAGUCACUUAUAUUAAUUGGCACUUGUUUUGAUUGAUACAAAUAUAGACUCAAAAGAAAAUAACAUUUUCGAACUUUUGCAGUUUUUAAUCUAAGAAUAUGACCCUGCAUCAGAUAAUAAUUCUACCGGUGUUUUAUUUAGCAAUUUGUACAGCACACAUGAAAAACUGUUUAUGGAAGAUACCGAACUAAACCAUAUGUAAACUAUAUUAAGAAUCAUUGAGGAGCUAUAUCUCUCAAACCUUAUUUAGUUGACGCCAAAUAUUUUCAACCUUCUUUAAGAAAGGUUAUAAAUCGCAUAAUAAAUUGAUUGUCAUGAUGCUGCUUUGAUUUUAAAAAAGAGUUCUAUAAGUUUAUUGGAAACUAUAAUUUUGAAACAAUAUGACAGUAUAACAGUAUAAUACUACUAAAAGAUUAUAGUAUUCCUAAUCUAAGAAUUGAUUAAGUUAAGCGGAGGUGAUUAGGUCGACCAAAUGUAUUAUACAAUUUAGUACAAGAAUAACAUUUUGGAGAUCCUUAAUAGAUUUAUGCUAAAAGACUUGUCAAGUAUGAUUCAAGUAUUAAAUUCUGCCCAAGUGUCAUUAGAUUAAUAUUUUACUUUAUGGCAUGAGACUGCUUAACAUAUCAUUAACAGGGGAAAUAGGAAAAUAAAUGUAAUUACUUAAUUGUUAUUCUUAAAAUAUAUUUAAAAACCUACUUUUUAAAAGUUAUUCUAAUUUGUGCUUUAAGAAGCAUUACCAGAAAUUAAUUAUGAUUUUGAACUUAGAUCCCAGGAAUUUAAAGAAUUGCAAUAAGAAAACAAAAAGAAAUUAGCUAAUUCUAAACAAACUAGACUAUCAAAAUAGUUUAGAAACAACUUUAGGAAGGAAAUCCUAUAGGAAGCUUGUUUAUAUGAUGAAACAUUUAAUUUUAGGUCAUUCUUCUUUUAAACAAUAUAAGUAAAUUAAUUGAUAUUUUAUUAGGAAUGCAUGAAAUUUCAUAACUACACCGAAUUGAUUUAGAUUAUAAAGAUCCCACCAAUUAUAGACAAACUUAAUCAAUUGUUAAAUGAAAAUGAGAGAGUGUGA